AUGGGGGAACAAUCUCAGAAACCUCCAGAUUCUGCGCUCCACCCGAUCAAAGAACGAGAUGGGAGCCCCAAUUCAGAAUCUUCAACCGAAACUCUUCGUCAAUCGCCUCAAUCUAGUACCUCACAGAGUCACGGAGACCGUCCCCAACUUGGGACACUCCAACGUGGUCAGCCCUUAGCCCAGCCACAACCUUCCACGCCGCUCACACCAAGAAGCGCCAUGAACAGACAACCAACAGCAUCAGGGAGCUUCUACUACGGAACUCAGACCUCACCAAACCCACCCAAUGACAAACGACUCGGGAGUCAGAACCGCGUUCAACAAACACCAUCCCAUUCACUAGCGGGCCCAGGAGCAAUGGACCCCCAACCAACCCAGGGACCCGUCUACCAAGACCCAGAAUAUCAGUCGAUGAACCCUCGAUACGGCAAACACAACGACAACCCAGUAUGGGGACUAGCGAAGCCUCUUCCGCGCGUCGUGAGGCCAGGCAUGCGUCGCGACCGCGACACCCAGCAAAAGGCAUACGACACAAAACCGCGUGGCGAGGCAGAGCCAGCCCCGGAGCUGGGAACAACGCCUGGCCUAUCGAGGUCUCGAUCAAAUGCUACCAAUGACACGGCCACCUCGGUGCCGCAGCAUCCACCGACGUAUUCCUCGGCGGCCCAACAGAACCUACCUCAGGAAAAUGCUGUGUACGGGACUCAGCCAGAUGGUCUUCUCCGCCCGAUGGAGAGUGAAGUCGGUGGCAUGGGUGCCAAGCAUGAAGAUCAAAUGGGACAACCGGAGCAGGAAGAGUUCUUGAAUAACUGGGUCAAGAUUCGGAAUUAUUUGAAAGAACCAUUUGCCGAAUGGCUUGCAACAACCAUUGCCAUUUUCGUCGGGCUUACAGGAACCCUCGCUAUCUCAACAGGCGGCACGAACGCCGGAACCAAGCUCUCAGAGCAUUGGUCCUGGGGUCUCGGAUCCAUGAUUGGAAUCUACCUCGCUGGUGGUGUCUCCGGUGCUCAUUUGAAUCCCGGGAUCUCCAUUGCACUUUGGAUCUUCCGUGGCUUUCCUGGACGAAGAUGCUGCUUUUAUAUCAUUGCACAGGUCCUCGGGGGCUUGACGGCCGCCGGAAUCGCUUACUGUAUAUAUCGAGACUCUAUCAUUGCCUUUGCCCCGACUGCGUCAGCUGGGACCUCUGGUCUUGGGUUUUAUACAGAGCCUUUGAGCCAUGUCAGUUCUGUGACGGCGUUUUUCACGGAAUUCAUCGCGGAUGCCAUUUUGGUCUGUGUCAUUUUCGCUAUGGGUGAUGAUAGUAACGCCCCGCCUGGUGCGGGUAUGCAUUCUUUUGUCAUUGGAUUGGUCAUUUACGUGCUGUGUAUCUGUUUGGGAUUCAACACAGGAGGAAUCUUGAAUCCAGUCCGUGACUUUGGCCCCAGGCUUGUCGCCCUCAUGGCUGGGUAUGGAAGUGAAACAUUCACUGCCCGAGACGCCUGGUGGUUCUGGGGUGGCUGGGUGGCUACCAUCAGCGGAUGCUUCUUUGGAGCCACUCUAUACGAUACCUUCAUCUUCAUUGGCGGUGAAUCGCCAAUCAACUAUGCCCCUCGACGACGCAGAAGAGCGAAACUCAAGGAGGAAAGCAAGUGGCGCAGACGGCUUGGAAUCGGGAAGCAGAAACUUCCAUCCCUGGAGGAUGGAAUUCAAAAACUCGAAGAUUAG
This is a messenger RNA of Penicillium olsonii, 1704 nucleotides long. The record is from the annotation of a GenBank genome assembly. NCBI's taxonomy places the organism in Eukaryota, Fungi, Ascomycota, Eurotiomycetes, Eurotiales, Aspergillaceae.